AUGGAAAGGCUAGUUAUGGUGAAGCAUUUUGGGUUUGUGGUACUAGUGCCUACAAAUGGCUUCCUCAUGGUUGGCAUGGAUGAUGGACGUGUCUGGCUUUCCCAUGAGCUCUCGGAGGGUGAGAAGGAAGCCACUGGGAACAGAAAGGCAAAAGUCCUGGAGUGCCUCAAGAGCCUUAACAUUGCCUGUGCUGAGGAUAACAUGCCCAAUAUUGCUGUCCUGGGAUCAGGUGGAGGUCUGCGGGCCAUGAUAGCCCUUCAGGGAACCUUAGUGGAGCUGAAGAAGCAGGGCCUGUUGGACGCUGUCAUGUACCUGUGUGGGGUAUCGGGUUCCACCUGGUGCAUGUCCACCCUCUACCAAGAGAAGGACUGGACAGAGAAAGUGCAGGACUUGGAAGAACGCCUGUGCAAUACACUUUCCAAACUUCCACAUGAUAUUCAAGAAGAGUUUACUAUUGCGACACAGGCGGUUGAAGAUGAACUCUUCUCUCUGACUGAUGUCUGGGCCUCUUUCUUUGUCUAUAAAAUGUUGAAGCAGUAUGAUGAGACCAAGUUAUCUGAACAUGAGGACACCUCCACAAGUGGGACAAAUCCUUACCCCAUCUAUGCUGCAAUAGAAGCGAACAAAUUGGGCGAAGGUGACAAUAGCACAGGGACCUGGUUUGAAUACCCCCACGAAUCUGGCUUUCCCAGCCUGGGGGCAUUUGUGUGUACCAAAGACUUGGGAAGCAAAUUCAAGGAUGGGAAUCUGAAUGAAAAGAGGGAAGAGAAAAGUAUCUGCUACCUGCAAGGUUUAUGGGGAAGUGCCCUUGGAAGCAUGGCUGCAAACAAGAAAUAUUUAAUAGACCUUAUUAAGGAAAAAUUCAAAAGACUGAGAGGAGAAUACUUCAAACACUUCCAGGGCUCACAGGACAAACAGCUGCCUGCUAGACACAUUAUGUUCUCUUUCCUCCCAGGUACUGCUUGCACUUGUGUACAUUGUAGGGGUGUCCACCACCUCCUGGAGCUUCACGUUCAUGCUACGACUGGGGAAGACUGCGAGGGGGUCUUUGGGCAGCUGAAGGAAGUGCUGGAAGGUGAGAAGAGUAAGAAUUCCUACAAGAAGUGCUGUGAAGUGCAUGAAACCUGGGGUUCGAUGACCUGGGAAGAAAGAAUGACAGAGUGCACUAAACUUGUCAGGAUUUUUGAAAUGGAACUUGGAGGAAUUGUAUCGAGCGCAUGUAAAUUGUUAUGGAAAACUGUGAUCUGUUUCUGCCACUGGAUGUGGAGGAGAACCAACAACUUUCUGUACAAAUGUGAAACCCAAUCCACUGGCUUGACCAACCACAAAUUCAUCCACUUGAUCGAUGCCGGCAUUGCCAUAAAUUCCGCCUACCCCCUCGUUCUGCACCCAAAGAAGAAAGUGAAACUGAUCCUCUCCUUCGACUUCAGUGACGGGGAUCCUUCCGAGACCAUCAAGAAAACUGCCGAGUACUGUGAGGCAAAUUACAUCCCAUUUCCCAAGACAGACCCAGAAAAGCUGAAGGACACAGAUACCCCCUCCAGUUGCUACAUCUUCAAAGGAAAAGAUGUUCCCACUGUCAUGCACUUCCCGCUCUUCAACAAGGAAAAUUUUCCAG
Chrysemys picta bellii (western painted turtle) is the source of this 1618-nucleotide messenger RNA. The record is from RefSeq and is a predicted model, not a curated record. Lineage: Eukaryota; Metazoa; Chordata; Testudines; Emydidae.